Messenger RNA from Phytomonas sp. EM1, 597 nucleotides. Lineage: Eukaryota; Euglenozoa; Kinetoplastea; Trypanosomatida; Trypanosomatidae. The record is from the annotation of a GenBank genome assembly.
AUGCGAAGGUGGAUUUCCCCCCUCUCCGCUCCCGUCGUGGCAGCGGGGGGGGUCUCCCGCGGGGUCGCCACCCGGCCGCCGCCGUACCGCCGCGUCGGCAACGUCCUCCUCGUCAGCUGCGUCGAUCACCCGUUUAAACACGCGUGGGAGGUGAACCGCGUGAUGCGGGGGCUGCGGCUGGAGUUCAUGGGGCAAACCACCAUCCUCCCCGAUAUCCCACCGGUCCGUACCGCCCUCUGGCGGGCCCGCGCCGCCGUCCGCGUGGACGUGCUCGACCUGGACGAGGCCAAGGCCCUCAUCGGGGUCCCCGAACACGUCACCUUCCGCGACCUCAACGCGCAGAUCCCGAGCUCCUUCGGCCGCAUCGGGGGGAUGCCGAACCCGCAUAUACGGAGUAAGGUGCGGUUCAUGCAGCUCCGCCGCAUGCGGCUGCGCGACGUCCUCCACCGGGAUGCGCUCGAGAAGCGAUUGCUCGAGGAGAAGCGAAGGCUGCACGCGCAAAAGGAGACGCCACCAGAGACGGAUGGUGCGGAGAGGGAGUCAAGCACCGGGGUUGAAUCUCCCGAAGAGCACCCACCUCAGAGCCUUAAGUCCUAA